This is a messenger RNA of Tympanuchus pallidicinctus (lesser prairie-chicken), 1331 nucleotides long. Its product is annotated as zinc finger protein 501-like. NCBI's taxonomy places the organism in Eukaryota, Metazoa, Chordata, Aves, Galliformes, Phasianidae. Gene Ontology annotation, cellular component: nucleus. The record is from RefSeq and is a predicted model, not a curated record.
UGUUGAGGAGGGUGUACAGAAUUGUGAUGUGACUGAAAGGCGGUGUGGAAGUGUCUUGGUGGAAGAAAUCAGAAAGGAUAUCCAAGGGGAUCUGAAACAAGUAGAGCACCUCAAGAAGCAACAGGGAAACCCUCCAGGAGAGACUGUGAGGAAUCUCCUGGACUGCAGCACAGGUCAAAAACAGCCCGAAGAUGCAAGGAGUAAGGAAGUGUGCCAGGAGAAAAGGCAGAACCCACGUGCUGAGUGUGGAAAAAGCCUGAAAAGCUUUUUAACCACUGUUGUGUAUGCUCAAUGAAGAGAUUGUACAAGUGUUCAGAUUGUACCAAAAGCUUCAAAUGGAAAUCCCACCUCGCCUUCCAUCAGCGCAUCCACAGAGGAGAGAGAUCCUUUAGGUGUUCUGAGUGUCCAAAGAGCUUCAAGAACAGUUUCCCCCUCACCUGCCACCAGUGCAUCCACACAGAGGAGAGACCCUUCAAGUGUCCUGAAUGUCCAAGGAGCUUUAAAACCAAUUCCCACCUCACUGGUCACCAGCGCCUCCACAAAAGGGAGAGAACCAUUAAGUAUUGUGAGUGUGGGAAGGGUUUCAAAUACAGCUCUGUACUGCAGUGCCACCAGCGCAUCCACACAGGAGAGAAACCCUUCAAGUGUUGUGAGUGUGGGAAGCACUUCAAGUACAGUUUUGUACUGAAGUGUCACCAGCGAAUGCACACAGCAGUGAGACCCUUUCAGUGCUCUGAGUGUGGGAAGGGCUUCAAAUUUGCUUAUCAAUUACAGCACCAACGCAUCCACACAGAAAAGAGACCCUUUACAUGUCCUGAUUGUUCAAAGAGCUUCAAAAUCAAUUCCCAGCUCACCUACCAGCAGCGCAUCCACAGAGGACAGAGACCCUUUAAGUGUCGUGAGUGUGAGAUGAGCUUCAAAUACAAUUCUGUAUUGAAGCGCCACCAGCGCAUCCACACAGGGGAGAGACCCUUCGAGUGUCCCGAGUGUCCCGAGAGCUUCAGAACUAGUUUCUACCUCACCUGCCACCUCAUCCACACAGGAGAGAGACCCUUUAAGCGCAUGUCAGCAGUUUGUGACGUGGUUUGGCCCGGUUCUGUGACUGGUGAAGGAGGAGGAUCCACGGAUCCAUGCCCCAGAAAAGGGAGAAUGGGAAAAGGAAAAAGGGGAAGGAGGAAAAGGGAAAAGGACAGGUAGACGGGCCUAACAUCCAAACAGUGGCAGUGAUCUGAAGAGGAAAGCUCAUUUACUAGAAAAUAUAUCAGAACGCAAGAUAACACAAUAUAGUACAGUCUAAUGGGAAUUGGAGUUAAUAAAUAAAAGUGAGAGAG